AUGUCACAUGGGUGGAGGGGCAUUCUUGCGGGUAGAUAUCUAUUGAUCACUAAUCUGGGCAAGGUCAUUGGUAAUGGUGACGAUACCAGGGUAUGGAAAGACCCUUGGCUGAGUACAGAACACCCAAGUACCCCUAUGGGACCCGCGACCGAGAGAGAUCAAGACCUGUUCGUCUCUGAUCUGAUCUGCAGAGGAAGCGGGGAUUGGAACAUCCCGAGAAUCAUAACCUCGCCACCACAUUUACUCCCUCAGAUCCUACGUCUCCGACCCAGCAUUACAGGAGCACCGGAUUCAUUCGCUUGGCUAGCAACAAAAUCAGGGACAUACUCUGUUAAAUCAGGGUACUAUGUAGCUACGACCCUGAGAAACGCCGAGAUCAGGGAGAGCUCUUCCUCUAGGAGAAAAUCUAGCAAAGCGAGGGCUGCUCAAUCAUAUCACCUGCCGACAUUGUGGAGAACUGGAAACAGCCGAGCACCUCUUCAUCCACUGCAGCUUCUCGUAACAGAUCUGGUCUCAGAACAUUUGGAAGCAGUACUUCAAUCCAACAUCUAUGCCAUCAUUCGUGUCAGCCUUUCUUGCGACAUCACCACUCAGCAAUCUUCCCCCACUAGGAAACCAUAUUUCCAUGGGUCUGCUGGGUGA
Brassica oleracea var. oleracea is the source of this 642-nucleotide messenger RNA. RefSeq lists its product as uncharacterized. NCBI's taxonomy places the organism in Eukaryota, Viridiplantae, Streptophyta, Magnoliopsida, Brassicales, Brassicaceae. The record is from RefSeq and is a predicted model, not a curated record. The coding region runs from base 1 to 642 and encodes 213 amino acids. The transcript has 2 exons.